UGGUCAGACUGGAUCAACGGGCAUCACCCGAGCGGCGGCAGUGAUGAUGGAGACUGGGAGACAUUCGACCACGUCUGCACGGCCCCCCUGGACAUCGAGUGCCGGUCGGCCACAGAGCCCCACCUCAGCUGGAGGGAGCUGGGCCAGGAGACACAGUGCAAUGUCUCCUUUGGGUUCAUUUGCAAGAAUGAAGACCAGUUUGGAAAGGGACCAUUUGCAGUCUGCUAUGACUACGAGAUCCGAGUCUACUGCUGCGAGAAAAUGGACUGGUGUGCACCCACCCCGACCACCACCACGUCGCCACAGAGUAGCCCUACAGUUACUACAGUGGAGCCCAGCCCCACACCGAGCACCCUAACCCCCACCAUUACAACAUCCACACCUACAACAGAACCCACCAGCACUAUGACCACCACCACGUCUACCCCAAGCACUUCAUGUGUGCCUGUCUGCAAUUGGACCGGCUGGCUGGAUUCUGCAAAACCGAACUUUACCAAAGAAGGUGGAGAUAUUGAAGCCAUUGAAAAU
Vicugna pacos (alpaca) is the source of this 528-nucleotide messenger RNA. NCBI's taxonomy places the organism in Eukaryota, Metazoa, Chordata, Mammalia, Artiodactyla, Camelidae. The record is from RefSeq and is a predicted model, not a curated record.